AUGGAAGAUCUUAACAAGGUGGCUAGGUUUUCAAGCUGCAGAGGGGUUUCCUUCGAAGUUAAACUCCGAAAUGGAAGCCCAUUUGACAUCGGGCUUCCAAGCCGAAACAACCGCAGCGAACAGCGUGGCUGGCUCCCAUGGACUCAACUAGGCUCAUAUAGAGUCUUCCCCGUUCUAUCUGAGUUCCGAAGGACCGGAAGCCUAGCCAGUAGUCAUUUCUGUGAUCUCGAUGACGACGACGUGGAAGAAGGUGACGCCUUUUCAUCGAACGAAGUACUGCAAGUCGCCAACGAUAUCGAGAAACAACAAGUCCAAGAAGCUGAUCAACUCAUACAAGCAACCAAAAGAAAUCCUUCUGUAAGGAAGAGCAAGCCAUCACAGUCGCGCCUCUCUAUUAUUCUGCUGGACCAGGGACUGUUCACGGUGUACAAGCGCCUCUUCGCCGUCUGUUUCACCCUCAACAUGAUUGGGUUGGUUCUCGCCAUCACCGGCCACUUCCCCUAUGCGAAGAAAAGAGCAGCAGCCUUGUCUAUUUAUAACAUCUUAGCCCUCACUCUUUGCCGCAGCGAGGCCUUUCUCCUCGUCGUCUUCUGGCUCGCUGUCAAGGUGCUGGGGAGGCCUUGGGUUCCUCUCUUCAUCAAGACCGCCACCACUUCCUUUCUCCAAUCCGUCGGUGGAAUCCACAGCAGCUGCGGCAUGUCAUCCGUCGCAUGGCUCAUCUAUGCUCUCGUACUCACCCUUAAUCACCGUGACAACACCUCUGGCGAUAUCAUCGCAGUCGCUUCCACCAUUCUAUCACUACUCUGUCUUUCCUGCAUGGCCGCGUUCCCCCUCGUCCGCCACCUCCACCACAACGUCUUCGAGCGGACUCACAGGUUUGCUGGAUGGACGGCUCUCGCACUCCUCUGGGUGUUUGUCAUCCUCACGGUUGGCUAUGAUCCAGCCACCAAAUCAUAUGACAAUCUUGAAGGCUCCAGGCUUGCGAAGCAGCAAGAGCUCUGGCUCACUGUGGCCAUCACUUUCUUCACCAUCCUUCCAUGGCUGACGGUGAGACGAGUCCCGGUCUCGGUCACCGCUCCAUCCGGCCAUGCGUCCAUUAUAAAGUUCGCCGGAGGAAUCAAAGCCGGUAUACUGGGGAGGAUUAGUAGGUCACCCUUGUCCGAGUGGCACGCCUUCGGCAUCAUAUCUGAUGAUAAUGACGGCCACAUGAUGCUGGCGGGCGCCGUCGGCGACUUCACCAGGGGUUUGGUCUCGGACCCACCGACCCAUCUUUGGGUUCGAGGAGUUCACUUCGCUGGCCUCCCCUACCUGGUGAACAUGUACAACCGGGCGGUGUUGGUCGCAACUGGGUCCGGAAUUUGUGUGUUCCUGUCGUUCUUGCUGCAGCCAUGCGCUGCGGACGUGUGCGUGGUGUGGGUGACCAAGGGGGUUGAGCAAAACUUUGGGAAGGAGAUCAAGCAGAUGAUGAGCGGUCAUCCAAAGGAGAAGGUGAUGGUACAUGAUACUGCGGUGUCUGGUCGGCCAAAUAUUGCACAGAUGACCAUUGAUGCCGCCAGGAAUUGGAAGGCCGAGGUGGUAGUGGUGACCAGCAAUCCCCAGGGAAGCAGGGAUGUUGUUAAUGCUUGCAAGGCAGUUGGGAUACCAGCAUUCGGACCCAUAUGGGACUCGUAGGUUCUACAGUUGUAUGAUUUUACCCUCUUAGACAUUUUCCAUAUGUUUGGCUGUUGUUUAAGCAUUAUCUCCGACUGAGUCGGUUGUAAUCGUUAGCUCAUAGAGUAGUAGUCUCUACGGUUCCCUGGUG
Molecule: messenger RNA, 1801 nt
Organism: Elaeis guineensis (African oil palm)
Lineage: Eukaryota; Viridiplantae; Streptophyta; Magnoliopsida; Arecales; Arecaceae
Product: adenylate-forming reductase 03009
Source: RefSeq, a predicted model, not a curated record